AUGGCAUACCCACAAGCUGAACCGGUGGCCAUUAUCGGGAGUGCUUGUCGCUUUCCUGGCGCCAAUAGUCCCGAGGAGCUCUGGAAUUUACUUCUCAGACCUCGCGAUCUCAGCAAGAAGAUUCCUGAAGACCGAUUCAGUGCUGCGGGCUUUUGGAAUGCAGUUGGAUCGCAUCAUGGUACUUCUAAUGUAACGCAUUCAUAUUUCUUGGAGGGUGAUUCGCGACGGUUUGAUGCAAACUUCUUCAAUAUCAAUCCCCGGGAAGCAGCAUCAAUCGACCCUCAACACCGCUUGCUAUUAGAAACCGUCUAUGAAGCGUUGGAGUCCGCCGGCCUCUCGUUGGAGGCAAUGUGCGGCACCAAUACCGGGGUCUAUGCAGGCUUGAUGUGCGCCGACUAUCUGGAUUUACAGCUGCGGGAUCCAGAUACUAUAGCACAAUACCAUGCAACGGGUACAGCCCGCAGCAUCUUAAGCAAUCGGGUAUCUUACUUUUUCGACUGGAAGGGCCCUUCGAUGACUAUCGACACGGCCUGCUCCUCGAGUCUGGUGGCUGUACACUUGGCCGUGCAGGCACUUCGGCAUAGCGAGUGCUCAACAGCUAUUGCUGCCGGAGCAAACUUGAUUUUGGGACCGGAGAUGUAUAUCGCGGAGUCAAAUCUACACAUGCUAUCCCCAACAGGCACAUCUCAAAUGUGGGAUGCCGAUGCUAAUGGCUACGCACGGGGCGAAGGGAUUGGAGUGGUAGUACUGAAGCGGUUGGGAGAUGCCUUACGCGCAGGAGAUCCGAUUGAAUGCGUGAUUCGAGAGACUGCGGUCAACUCCGAUGGACGGACAAAUGGAAUAACAAUGCCCUUGGCCACAAGUCAAUCGUCAUUGAUCCAAGAAACCUACCGCAAAGCAGGACUGAAUCCACUCAGUGAGCUUGACCGGCAUGUACCCUCAUUCCCUAGACCAGGCAGCCUCAACCUUGCUAACCUGUCUCUCAGAUGCCAAUUCUUUGAGGCUCACGGCACAGGAACCCCAGUGGGAGAUCCCCUAGAAGCGGAGGCUAUCAAAUGUGCUUUCUUUCCCGAUCAACAUCCUGCAUGCGCAGAACCACCAAGGCAUCUAUUGAAUGUCGGCUCCGUUAAGACUGUCAUUGGCCACACGGAGGGCGCCGCCGGGAUAGCGGGUCUUCUUAAAGCCUCGCUGGCACUUCAGAAUGGUGUUGUUCCUCCGAAUCUGCAUUUCAACCGUCUGAAUCCUAAGAUUGCUCCAUUUUAUGCAAACUUGCAUGUUCCGACGGUGCCUCUGUCGUGGCCUAAAGUUGAGGUGGCCCGCGCCUCAGUCAAUAGCUUUGGAUUUGGUGGAACCAAUGCACAUUGUUUAAGCUCAUACACGGCACCCAGCCACAGCAUUGGACAGGGGGCACAUGCUCAACUCGCAAGAGUUACUGCUGGUGUCCCUCGUGUGCUUGGUAUCUUUACCGGCCAGGGCGCGCAGUGGCCAACUAUGGGUCGCAAUCUCAUUCUUCGGUCGCCAGUCUUUGCUGCCACUAUUGAACGUCUGGAUAUCGUGCUUGGACGGGUUCCAAACCCGCCAGACUGGUGUCUCCGCGACGAAUUGCUUGCAGAUGCGGGUUCAUCGCGUUGCUCUGAUUCUGAAUUCUCUCAGCCUCUUUGUACGGCAGUUCAGAUUGCCUUGGUUGACUUACUUCACAGUGUGGGUGUUCGGUUCAACGUGGUUGUGGGACAUAGCAGUGGGGAAAUUGCUGCCGCCUAUACCGUGGGAUGUCUCUCAGCUGAGGAGGCGAUUACAGUGGCUUACUACCGCGGGUACUACUCGCACCGAGCCUCUUCAACAACUGGGGCUAAGCUCUCAAUGAUGGCCGCUGGAAUCGGGUUUGCGGAAGCCCUGCGCAUGUGUGACCGUGCUGAGUAUAAAGGAAAGAUUUUCCCCGCAGCCAGCAAUGCGCCAUUCUCAACCACAAUCAGUGGUGACGAAAAGUCACUUCAUCAAGCUCUGUCGGAAUUGGCCAGUCAGGAGAGGUUUGCACGCAUGCUACGGGUCGACAAAGCGUAUCAUACGCCUUAUAUGCGUCCCUGCGCACUGCCCUACUUGAAUUCCUUGCAUCAAUCCAACGUUCAGGGUCGGAUUGGGGAUCCUUCAUGCACAUGGAUAUCUUCAGUACAUGGCUUUGAGAUGGAUAUGAGCUCUGACCCGGUGAACAGUGACUACUGGGUAGAAAACCUUCUCCAGCCUGUCCUUUUCUCUGAAGCCCUGGGCCAAGCUAUUCGAGAUCAUGGCCCCUUCUCACUUGCUCUAGAGGUCGGUCCGCAUCCUGCUUUGAAGGGGCCGACCGGACAGAACUUCAAGGCCUUGGGUCACAAUGAGAUUCCUUAUCACGGCUCACUCACUAGAGGUGAAGAUGACACACUCGCUCUCGGCCAGUGUCUGGCUAGUGUGUGGGCAGCACUCGGCCCCUCUGCGGUCAACCUGUCCAAACUGGCAUCUUCCUUGGGCGGCGAGGCUGCCUCUCGACCGCUCAGGAUCAUGAAGUCUCUGCCCACAUACCCGUGGGAUCACGAAACAAUACACUGGAGGGAGUCUCGCCGGUCAAAACAGUACUGUAGCCGUCCGGCUCCCCACGAGCUGCUUGGUGCAUGCACCGAACGGUCCGAAGGCCAAAUCUGCUGGCGCAACAUAUUCCAUGUCCAUGAAAUCUCGUGGCUGCGGGAUCACAAAGUGCACGGGGAAGUUGUCUUCCCCGCCGCGGGUUACUGUGUGAUGGCCAUAGAAGCGGCAAUGGCAUUUUUGACCCAACCGAUUCGUCUCAUUGAGCUACAGCAGCUUGUUAUCCACCGGGGAGUCCGUAUCGAAGAUAAUUCCAUUGGCACCGAGAUGAUUUCCACUCUGUCACUGGCCCCUACAGGGAACGAUAGCAGGUCCUCUCCAGACCUGUCCACUGCCGCCUUUAAUUUCUCUCUCACCGCGGGAAAGGCAGAUGGUACGGAGCAAUUCAGCAUUCGAUUUGAAACUAAGAUCUCGGUCACAUUGGGCAAUCCCCAUAUCGCCACGCUCCCUGCGUCCCAGCGAAACUCAGCAGAGUGGCCCGCUGCCGAUGUUGACAGGUUCUAUCUGUCCAUGCAGGAGAUUGGUUUGGAGUAUACUGGCGUCUUCCGCUCAAUGACGAGCUGUGAACGCAGGUGGAAGCAAGCUUCCGCUCGUAUAGCACCGAUCCCCAGCUCCAUGAUCAUACACCCGGGAUUCCUGGAUACCACUUUUCAAACGCUCUUUAUAGGAAUGGCAGCGCCAGGGGAUGAGAGCCUUCGGACUACUUAUCUGCCAACGAAGAUACAGUCUAUCCGGGUCAAUCCCGCAAUAUUGGAAGAUGGUAGUCCUGUUGAGAUGCCAUAUCAUAUUGACACAACUAUUACAGACCUUCAUUGCCCAACUCAGGAAAGUCAGGCAUCCUUCACUGGAGACGUUGACGUGUACAGUGAUGGAAACUGCGUAAUUCAGGUCGAAGGGCUCGCAUGCGUGGCCCUUGGGUCGCUGACAAAGGCUGACGACCGCAACAUGUUCCACACGACCACCUGGGAGCUAGAUAUUCUAUGCGGAAUGUCGGCAUCCCGGGUGUCUCCUGAGUCAGAGUAUCUUGCGUUACUGGAGGAGUACGAGAGCAUAGCCCGUCAGUACGUUGAAGGACGGUGCGUCUCCAGUUCCACGUUGUCCAGCCCGACGUCGCCUGGUGAACAAUUGAUAGAAUCACUGCAUGCGGGAAGAAACAACCAUCAUACCAAUGGGAUCGAAAACCGGUCUCACUCACGAGACUAUUGGCAGUCAGGCGUUGGCCCUCAACGCAUCCGCAAAUAUCUAGCGCAGACUGCCAAGCAGAUCGCCCAUAAACACCCUCGGAUGACAAUCAUGCAACUGAUUCACGUCAGUGAUGAUGAGGGAUCCGCUGUUCGGAUGAUACUCGAUUCAUUGGAAGAUUCUUUCGCGUCGUAUGUGGUUACAGGCCUGUCCGAAGAUGUGUUGAGGCAUGCGCAGGCCUGCGUAGCCAACCCCGAUGAGCGGGUGCGAUUCGACGUCUUCGAUAUAUUCCAGCGCAGUCUCAAUGGAGACAGUGAACAGGGCUUUGACCUCGUGAUUGCGAACUUUGGUCAGUCACCUGAAUCAGACAAGGCUCACCAGGUGCUGAAUAGUGUCCGACAAUUAUUGAGACCGGGCGGAUAUGUCCUCCUUCAAGCUGUUACUGGAACGGGUCUAUUUCCCGGCCUGAUCCUUGAUAACCUUGUGGGGCAUAGCUCGGGGCCGAUGGCUAGGAAUGAGGCAACGUGGGAGAAGACGCUGAGAAAUCUCGGAUAUUCUGGCAUUCAAUCAAUAGUAUAUGAUUCAGGAAUGGCCCACCCUCACUGCCAUUCCCUGAUCCUGUCGCAAGCCGUGACGCCCUCCUUGAGCCAGAUCCUACGACCAUCAAUCGCACUCGACUCGCUUUCUUCGGAAGAAAAGAUACUAAUAAUUGGUGGCGAGACAGCACUCGGUUCGCGUGUAGUACGCGAGCUUCAACCUCUUCUUAGGUCAUGGAAGAACUCUAUACUCAUUCUUCCUUCUUUAACUGAUAUUGCUUCCUUCGACUCGCAUGUUGCGAAACAUGUCUUAUGUCUGGCCGACUUUGAAGCUCCCAUCUUUCGAGACUUCAGCCCCUUACACUUCGAUGCCCUUCAGAAGCUGUUUCAACAGCCCCGGAACGUAUUUUUGGUGACAAGGGGUUUCAAGCAAGGUGAUCCCUAUAGCUCCAUGACUGUUGGACUUGCCCGCGUUCUCCGUACUGAGCUGCCUUCAUCGAAUGUGGUCCUGUUGGAUGUGGAUCGAGACGACAAUCUGGAUACCGCCCAGCUUGCCACACUGUUUGGCCAAUUCAUAAGCGGAAUUCAGCUACAGUCAGACGACACGCAGACCCUUUUAAAGCAAGAGCUAGAGAUGGCACUGGAAAACGGCGGUCUUUACAUCCCUCGAAUCAAGCAUGCAAAAGAUAUGAAUGAACGAUUUAAUUCCGCGUUUCGACAAAUCCCGGCGACUCAUCAACCUCAGCUCACUGCACAGCUCAACGUCCCAUUCGAGAAGCCAGUACCUAUUCGAGUCCUUUGCCGCUCUUCCAGUGCCUUGAUGGUUGACGACGAUGCAUCUUACUUUCUCUGCUUGGGGAAGGCGCGGUUGGGCAACUUGGAGCAGUUUGUACUCGCGUUUACACCCUCUGCGGAUGAUCUGGUCUUCCUUGAGGAACCGUCUCUUCUCCAAUGCAAUAUUGAUAAAGGUAUGGCCCCAAAAGUACUACCUGCAGUAAUCGGUUUCUAUAUUUCCGCGCGCAUACAAAAAUUUGCCUCAAGUGGCAGAACUGUUAUCUUCACCAACGAACCCUUGUUGGCCCGAGCUCUCGUUUCGACUGUGGAGGAAACAAAGCACAUAUCUAUAACCCUCGCUACUUCGAACCUAUCGAUCGCACUGUGGCACGAAUCUAUAGCCUACUGGCAUCCAUACACUGCCACACGGAACAUCAAGCAUCUUCUUCCACCUGACAUAGAUCUCUUCAUCAACCUAGAAAACGAGCCAAACUCACUGUGCGAUCGUGUCCUCAAUGCACUGUCGUCAAAAUGUACCAUACGCGGAAGAGAACAUUUCUUCUCUGCGCAUGCAAGGCAACCUCAAAGUGGGUUAAGCAGAAGCUACAAAGAGUACUUGCAAUUUCUAUGGAGUCAGUACAACGUACACGCAAACUCUCUACCACCCGCGACUGAAAUCGAGUCACUCGGGGCCACCGAAGUUUGUGCAAUCGAGCAGUAUCGAUCGGAGACGCUAGUUCGACGCCUAGAUGCCCGAGCAUUCUUCCGCGAUGAUGCCACAUACUUCUUGGUCGGCAUGACAGGUGAACUGGGUCACUCCUUGGCGCGUUGGAUGGUCGCGCACGGGGUGCGCUACCUCGCAAUCGCCAGUCGAUCCCCCAAACCUGCGAGAUGGUAUCAAGGGCUUGAGGCGCAGGGGUGUCAAGUAUUGGUCCUGAGCCUCGAUGUCUGUGACCGUGAAGAUUUGCAGCGCGUUCAUGCGCAGAUUCAUCGAGCGAUGCCACCAAUCGCCGGCAUUGUGAACGGAGCCAUGGUGCUCGCCGAUGGUGCGUUCGUGAACAUGUCCUACGAAGAUUUUGUUCGGGUCUUGGAACCAAAAGUGAAGGGGACAGAGAACCUGGAUCAGCUAUACAGUCAGCCAGGCUUGGACUUCUUCAUUCUCUUGUCUAGUACUGCCACCCUGAUUGGCAAUUCGGGACAAAGUAACUACUCAGUAGCCAAUAUGUAUAUGCAAGGGGUUGCAAGGCGACGACAGCAGCGGGGACUGGCGGGGUCGUGUGUUGAUAUUGGCAUGGUCCUGGGUCUCGGUGUGGUGACUCGUAACGUGACUCAUGAGAAGACCCUACGCAAGGCUGGUCUGCUCGCGAUUUCGGAGACGGACUUCCACUGCAUCUUCGCAGAAGCUAUGCGCGUAGGAUGGGAAGGUGUCAUGGACUCACCAUGUUUCUCAACUGGCCUGCAUGUUCCCCCGGGGCAAUCGAGGCCGCAGUGGUACGAUGACCCGCGAUUUGCGCACUUUCAUGUAAUGGAAGAUCUGCAUUCGAAGUCGCAGCACCGAGCAAGAACUCAACUCCUCCAAGAUCGCCUCAGAAACCCUGUCGAAAUGGCCGUUGCCGAAUCUUGGAUUCAGGAAGCGUUCAUUACAAUGCUGCAAAAACUUCUGCAGUUGCCUUGUCCAAUCACCAAUAUCACGCAACCCUUGACCCAGUUGGGAAUUGAUUCCUUACUCAGCACAGAGAUCAAAGGGUGGUUUUAUAAGGAGCUGAAUUUUCACGUUUCGGUUCUGAAGCUUCUGGGAGGUAUUUCUAUCAUCGAAAUAUGUCGAGAAGCAACGGAAUGUUUUUUCCAGGCCGAGUCCUCAUACAUGAACGCGAGCUAUGAGCCAGAGGCUGUAGUAACCAACCCAGCGCGUAAUAGUGAGCAGAUUCAGGAGGAGACAGAAUCUUAUGCCGAUCAAAGUGAAAGUUCUAGCUCGGAUCAGGGGACGUCUCGGGCGAGUCAAUUCACACCUGCCAGUACCCUAGAUUUCACCCCUCAGGCAGUGGAUGACCCCCAGAGCUCGAGUACACUCUCUUUGAGAAACCUGCUCCCAUUGUCUGUGGAGCAGGAAAAGAUGUACUUCAUGCUGGCCACCGUGGAUGAUCCGACCAUGUAUAAUUGCACCAUCCAGUACGAGCUGCAUGGCGAUCUGGAUAUGGAACGCUUUAAAAUCGCGGUCAUUCACGUCGCGCAGAGGCAUGAAUCACUCCGAACAGCGUUUGUCACUCAAGCUGCCGAUGGCAUGCCUCGGCGAGCAAUUUUAGAAAGUUCGCAAAUCGGCUGGUGGGAGCGGACUAGCGGUGAUCCUCUGGAAGCAUCCCUUGAGAUUUCCCGGGUCCACAGUCACGAGUACGACCUGGCCAAAGGGCAGAGUAUGGUAAUCUCUAUUUUACACACCAGUCUUCAGCAUCAUAUCAUGACAUUUGGCUACCACCAUCUAAUCAUGGACGGAGUCAGUUGGCAACUAUUACUACGCGAAUUUGCUGCCGCCUAUCAAGAUCCGGAUCUGCUGGCCCCCGUCAUCUCGCAGUACAGUGCAUUCUGUGACGAAGCACUUAUGAGAGCCGCUUCAAGGAACGACGCCCUUGAACGUUCAAGGCUUCUUGAAACAGCAUCGCCUCUUCCUUUAUUCCCUUUUGCCCGGGUGAGCUUCCGCCAGGUUCACACCUGCUAUGAGACGAUUCAGGUGAGUUCACAGCUGGAUGCAGGCACAUCUGCCAAAGUCAAAGCUGUGAGCUCCCGUGCUGGUGCUACAUCCUUCCAUUUUCAUGUCGCUGCCAUUCAAUUGUUAAUACAGAAAGUUCUCGAUAUCGACAAGUUUAUAAUGGGGAUAACCAAUGCCAACCGAGACAACCCUCGCUUCGAAAAGGUAAUUGGACAUAUGGUUGAGGUUGUGCCUUUGCGCUGUGAGCCACAGAGCAGUUGUACGUUCACAGACCUGCUGCAGGAUACUCGAGCUCGAGUCUUAGCAGCACUGGCUUCUCCCAGCGCAUCACAAAAGCCAACGUCCGCUGAGCAGAUGCACACCACGGAAUGCAAUGUGGCAGUGAACUAUAUCGCCAAAUUCACCCAGGAUAUCCGUUUUGACCAAUCCACUCUAAGAUAUUUGACCUCACAGCUCGCUCGACAACCCUAUGACUUGGUAUUCACGAUCCGUGAGAAUGAAGAUGGAACAAUGCUACUCAACUUUGAAGCCCAAGAGUAUCUCUAUUAUGAGAAAGACAUUCGUAUUUUAAUGUCGCUGUACGCACAGCUGGCUGAGGCCUUUUCCAUGGGGACAGACUCUCGUCUCGAGUCCUAUGAAUGCAUUGCAGCUUCUGGGAUGCCUUCUCUUCAUCUGCAACAAGGGCCCGUGUUGGACCAUCCUUGGUCGGGAUGCCUGACCAAGCGCAUCAGGAAAACGAUAACUACAUACCCGGCGGAUCUAGCCAUCAAAGAUGGCUCCGGGAUGCGUCUUACGUAUGAGACCAUGCACUCCCGAAGUCUCUCAAUCAUGCAAAUUCUGCUGGAAGCAGGGGUCAGCUUUGGUACGCCAGUAGCAGUAGCCUGUGGACCUUCGGUGGAUACCGUGUGCACCCUCCUGGCUAUUUGGUGGAUUGGUGCAAUUUAUAUGCCGGUGGAUUUGAUGCAGGGGCAUCAGCGCCUAGCUCAUAUCAUCGACGCCAGCCGACCCGCGGCCAUUGUGUGCAAGGGUCCACUCGGUCAGCUCGAAACCUCGCAUAUCGCCCCGGUCAUUCAACUCCCCCAGGUCCUCCAACCCACCACUCUUGGCCAUCAGGACUAUGCAGAUGAAAACUCGCCAGCCGCCUUGCUCCACACUAGUGGUUCGACUGGGGUGCCCAAGGGUGUUCUUCUAAGCCAUCGGAAUCUUCGAUGCCACUUCAAUGCCACGGAGCAAGCAUUCCCGAUUGGCCGGCAAGUGGUUUUACAACAUAGUUCGCAUAGCUUUGAUGCCGGGCUUUUCCAAAUUCUGUUGGCCCUCCUGCACGGUGGGACAUUGGUCAUCACCAACAACCUUAAAGAGCCCGGUCAGCUAGCUGAACUCAUGCUUCGCGAACAUGUUUCCGUGGUCACAGCAGUACCCUCUGAAUAUGCCCUCUGGAUUGGCGAGGCUGGUGAAUUGCUGAGCGAGCUUGGCUCCUGGCGAUUUGCAUUCUGCGUUGGAGAGAAGCUGAGCAGGGCCACCAUUCAGGCGUUUGUUAGCCUUGGGCUUCCGGACCUGACCUUGAUUAACGCAUACGGCCCAUGUGAGACAACUAUGGCUUGCACAAUGGGGGUGAUAGAUUACGAACGCGUCGAUGGGGAUUCCCAGAGUGUCUCUAUCGGGGAACCGCUGUCAUCAUAUGGGAUUGCGAUUCUAAAUCCGCAGUUAAAGUCCGUUCCACAAGGGUGGCCGGGUGAGAUUUGCAUUGCCGGUGCUGCCGUUGCUCUCGGGUAUUUGGACGUUAAGGACGAAGAGGGUCGCUUCGUCGAACUAGAUGGCGUUCGACUUUAUCGGACUGGAGACCGUGGCCGACUGCGAGAGGAUGGAUCACUCGAAUACCUUGGGAGAGUUGAUGGAGAUUCGCAAUUAAAACUGCGAGGUAUUCGAUUGGAAUUGGACGAGAUUUCCAAUGCUCUCCUCCAAGCGUCGGCGGGGGCAUUGGUCGACGCAGCAACCAUUGCCAAGGGUGAUCCAGAUGACCUAUAUCUGGUCAGCUUCGUAGUUCUAUCUCGCGCAGUAGAGAUAGAGGAUAACAUUGACCUUUUUAUUAAGCAGUUACUAGAUACUGUGGCGCUACCUCCACACGCAAAACCGGCCCUAGUCAGUAUCGUGACUAGGAUUCCUCUGACUUCGAGUGGCAAGGUGGACAGAAAAGCCCUAGGUCGGCUUCUCGUCGGUCAAUCCGGGUCUCCGUCGGAACAGCCAGUGCUCGAGAUUAUCGAACAGAAGCUGCUAGAGAUGUGGAAAGAGUAUCUGCCCUCAACUGGGCUACCAAUCACUCGAGAAACUAGUUUCUUCGAGCUGGGGGGCAAUUCACUACGGCUUUUAAAGCUUCAGGCACGAAUCCGGCGCGUGACCGGUAUCAGCAUACCGAUCACUGAGUUGUUCCAGUCGUCCACAUUGGGGGAAAUGGCUCGGUUGGCUGGAACGGUGGUCACCAGGAUCAGAGCCUCCUCGAAAGCGAUUGACUGGGACUCUGAGACAGCAAUUCCUGACUACCUGGAUCAGAUCAAGCCUCUUCCCACGCAGCCAAAUGGAGCUGUUCGGGAGGUGCUUCUGACGGGUGCCACAGGAUAUUACGGAAGGGCAAUUUUGGAGGCGUUGGUAGAGAUUCCGUCUGUGGCUCGCAUUCAUUGCAUUGCCAUACGGCCUGCUCCCGACGGUUCCCCGCGUCAAGAACUGCCCGUCAAGUCCUCGAAGAUUUGUCUCUACAGUGGCGAUCUAUCGGACCCAACAUGUGGGCUCAAUGCUGUGGAUAUCGACAAACUGACACGCACCGUGGACUGUGUCAUUCACAAUGGGGCAGAUGUUUCCUUCGUCAAACCCUAUGCUGCUCUACGAAAGGCUAAUGUCCUGUCAACCAAGUACUUGUUCUCUCUCUGUCUCGCGUGCCGCAUCCCUUUUCAUUAUAUUUCCACGGCCAGUGUGACCAGCCUUUCGGAGCGUGAUACGUUUUCCGCCGCAUCAGUGGCGGGAUUUCCCCCGCCAUCAUUCAACAAUGAUGGUCACAACCCGUUGGUGUCGGGCUACGUAGCUAGCAAAUGGGCCAGCGAGGUAUUCCUCGAGCGAGCCUGUGCCCGGUUCUCGGAUCUCAUGCCAGAUGUGCACAUCUAUCGUCCCACUAGUAUCACCACCGCCAGCAGCCCCCAUGAAUCACCGUCCGAUGCUUCUGCGGGGAAUACGAAUAUCAUCGGCGCAAUCUUGGAUGUGAGUCGAUUCCUGCACGCAGUGCCUGAUACUCGAGAUUGGAGAGGUUAUAUCGACCUGAUCAGUUUGAACGGUGCUGUCGAAUCCUUAGUCCGGAACAUCACCACCACUCGUUCCACGGCCUUACCGUCAGCUCUCAAUGAGAAAUCGAAGGAGAAUGACGGCUUCUCUUGCCAAAUUCGCUACAUGAAUGUCUGCGGUGAGACACGCUUCAAGGCUAGUGAGCUCAGGGAAUUCAUGGAAGCGUCCGAUCAAGCAGCUUAUCUACAACUACCAUGGGGAGUUUGGCUGGAGAAGGCCCGGGCAGGCGAGGUGAUUGAUGCUGGGGUUGCUGAUUUUCUAGGUGAGUGGGAAGCUGCUACUGCUGCCGACUACUGGAAAACAUCGCCCUCUUCUGCGCGGUCUCCAUUCUUGCUACCUUGGUUGGAGUAA
Aspergillus welwitschiae is the source of this 11487-nucleotide messenger RNA. Its product is annotated as hybrid NRPS/PKS enzyme. The record is from RefSeq and is a predicted model, not a curated record. Lineage: Eukaryota; Fungi; Ascomycota; Eurotiomycetes; Eurotiales; Aspergillaceae. The coding region runs from base 1 to 11487 and encodes 3828 amino acids. Gene Ontology annotation, biological process: fatty acid biosynthetic process; secondary metabolite biosynthetic process. The transcript is spliced from 6 exons. Gene Ontology annotation, molecular function: fatty acid synthase activity; 3-oxoacyl-[acyl-carrier-protein] synthase activity; phosphopantetheine binding.